AUGUUGGGUAACACCGUAGACGGUGAUGCGCUUCGUCGCACCCAAUCAUCAAUGCGGCAACAACAGCAAAUUCCUAUCUCUCAGCAAACAGUAGAGGGCGGACAGCAUGAACCCAAAAGCAGCAGCUCCUCAGAUACAGAUGUCAUCCAAGAAGGAAAAUGGGGCGAACGUGGACAGGAAGAUGUCACCGCACAGGACGCCAUGCAAGAAUUCGAGUCUUUAAGACACAACUUAAUGAGCCUCCACAAAACAAGAACAACAGAAACACACGCCAGCAGAGCCCACGCAAGCAGAAGGGCGUCCUCAGCAAAACACCAUAACGAUGCCGACGAUGAUGGGUCGAAAACCGAUGUUGAAGCUGGCACCGAGGAGAGUGAUGGGUUUGAGCUAGGGCGAUUUAUGCGAGAAGGCCAUUUCGAAAAGCGCUCUGAGCGGGAGGGUUCCUUAAAGCGAGUUGGAGUUGUGUACGAGAACCUGACUGUCAAAGGCGUUGGAAGCACGACCUCUUUUGUUCGAACAGUUCCAGAUGCCAUUCUUGGUACCUUUGGUCCCGAUCUCUAUCAUGUGCUCACUCGGUAUUUUCCAUCUCUCCGAAUUGGAAAGCCCCCGACUCGAACCCUCAUCAAUGAUUUUACCGGCUGCGUUCGAGAUGGAGAGAUGAUGCUAGUCCUAGGACGACCAGGUUCUGGCUGCAGUACCUUUCUUAAGGCCAUCAGCAACAACCGCGAGACAUAUGCUGCUGUUGAGGGCGAUGUUUCUUACAGUGGUAUCCCUGCUGCUGAGCAAAAGAAGCACUACCGAGGCGAGGUUAAUUAUAACGGAGAAGACGAUAUUCACUUCGCUACUCUGAGCGUGUGGAAGACCCUCGCUUUUGCCCUCACAAACAAGACCAAGAUCAAGGAGAAGGAGGACAUCCCUAUUGUUGUGGAUGCUCUUAUGAAGAUGUUCGGUAUUAGCCACACCAGAGAUACCGUCGUCGGUGAUGAUUUCACUCGAGGUGUUUCUGGUGGUGAACGAAAGCGAGUUUCGAUCGCGGAGACACUGGCCUCCAAGUCUACUGUUAUGGCGUGGGAUAACUCCACUCGAGGUCUAGAUGCAUCGACUGCCCUCGACUAUGCGCGAUCACUCCGUAUUAUGACAGAUAUCAGUAACCGAACAACACUGGUUACCUUGUACCAGGCUGGUGAAGGUAUCUAUGAGUUGAUGGACAAGGUUCUGGUCAUCGACCAGGGCCGCCAGAUCUUCUCUGGACCUGCCAACAAGGCCAAGCAAUAUUUUAUCGACCUUGGAUUCGAGUGUCCCGAACGACAGACGACAGCCGACUUUUUGACCGCUGUUACCGACCCGACUGAACGACGUUUCCGACCUGGAUUUGAGCACCGUGCUCCCCGAACGGCCGAAGAGCUCGAGUCAGCGUUCCGAAACUCACCCAACUACCAGGAGCUACUGGCUGAUGUUGCUGCUUACAAGGAGUCCCUCCAACAGUCAAACUACCAGGAUGCUAAGAGAUUCCAGGGUGCUGUCCAGGAGGCCAAGUCCAAGCACGUUUCCGACAAGUCUUCUUAUACCAUUUCGUUCCCUCGACAAGUCCUUGCGUGCACCAAGCGAGAAGCAUGGCUCUUAUUCGGCGAUACCACAACCCUGUGGACCAAGCUCUUCAUCAUUGUGUCAAACGGUCUUAUUGUGGGAUCUCUCUUUUAUGGACAAUCUGAAGACACUGCGAGCGCUUUUAGCCGUGGCGGUACAAUCUUCUUUUCUGUUCUCUUCCUGGGUUGGCUUCAGCUUUCUGAGCUUAUGAAGGCUGUCUCUGGACGUGCCGUUGUUGCUCGUCACCAUGACUAUGCUUUUUACCGCCCCUCUGCCGUCUCUCUUGCCCGAGUUCUACUUGACUUUCCUGUCAUUGGCAUUCAAGUCCUCAUCUUUGGUAUCCUCAUGUACUUCAUGACCGGGCUUGACGUGGACGUGUCCAAGUUUUGGAUCUACAUGCUAUUUGUGUAUACCAACACCAUUAUGGUCACUGCCUUAUACCGCAUGUUCGCCAGCUUGUCGCCCGAAAUUGAUACCGCUGUGAGAUUCUCUGGAAUUUCAUUGAAUUUACUCGUCAUCUACACCGGAUACGUUAUCCCGAAGACCCAGUUGCUGAAGGACUAUAUUUGGUUUGGUUGGCUGUACUGGGUUAACCCUAUCAGUUAUAGCUUUGAGGCUGUCUUGACCAACGAAAUGUCAGACAGGAUCCUGGAAUGCGCUCCCUCUCAACUCGUUCCCCAGGGACCUGGAGUUCAGUCAGGGUACCAAGGUUGUGCGAUUAGCGGAGCUGAAGUCAACGCGCAGUCAGUCUCUGGUAGCGAUUAUCUAAAAGCGACCUAUAACUACAGCCGGUCGAACCUGUGGCGAAACUUCGGUGUUGUUGUUGCUUUUGCCGUUCUUUAUAUCCUCGUCACAGUAUUGGCAACAGAGUUGGUCAGCUUUGCGGAAGGCGGAGGCGGUGCUGUGAUCUUCAAGAAGAGCCGCAAGGCCAAGGAGCAAGCGCGGGAAGCUGAGGCACCUGUUGAUGAUGAGAAGGCCUUUGGCAACGGCGCCAAUGCCUCAUCCGGCGUCGUGGCUGACCCAAACCCAGGCAGCGAUGACGAAGCCUUGGAGCAAAUUACCGACAGCCAGUCAAUCUUCACAUGGCGCGACAUCGAGUACACCGUGCCUUACCUUGGCGGCGAGAAGAAGCUCCUGAACAAGGUCAGCGGAUAUGCUAAGCCGGGUAUCAUGGUUGCUCUGAUGGGAGCAUCGGGCGCUGGAAAGACGACACUCCUGAACAUUCUUUCGCAACGUACAAAUGUUGGUGUUGUGACGGGUGAGAUGUUUGUGGAUGGACGACCUUUAAGUGCAGACUUCCAGAGGAAUACUGGAUUCUGCCUUCAAGGUGAUCUUCAUGAUACAACCCAGACCGUACGAGAGGCCAUUGAGUUUUCUGCUAUCUUGCGACAGGAUGCCUCUGUUCCUCGUGCCGAGAAGAUUGCAUAUGUGGACAAGAUCAUUGACCUUCUUGAGCUCAAUGACCUGCAGGACGCCGUCAUUGUGUGUCUUGGUGUAGAGCAACGUAAGAGACUGACCAUUGGCGUCGAGCUGGCAGCCAAGCCAUCUCUGCUUCUCUUCCUCGAUGAGCCUACCUCUGGUCUUGACUCUCAGUCUGCUUACUCUAUUGUUCGUUUCCUCCGAAAGCUGAGCCGAGCUGGUCAGGCCAUUAUCUGCACCAUUCACCAGCCUAGCUCCGUUUUAAUCCAGCAGUUUGAUAUGGUCCUCGCUCUGAACCCUGGAGGUAACACGUUCUACUUUGGUCCUAUGGGAGAAAAUGGACAAGAUGUUGUCAAAUACUUCUCUGACCGCGGUGCUGUCUGCCCUGCCAACAAGAAUAUUGCCGAGUUCAUCCUCGAGACCGCUGCUCGACCCCACAGACGACCUGAUGGUACCAAGAUUGAUUGGAACCAAGAAUGGGUCGAAAGUGAGGAAGCCCAGCAAGUCCUCGAGGAAAUUGACGGUCUCAAGCGGGUUCGAAGCUCCGCAACGGAGGGAGUAGCUUCUGAAGAUAAAGAGCACUCAGAGUUCGCUGCUUCCACCUGGCUUCAGACGGUUGAGUUGACCAAACGUAUGUUUAGACAACACUGGCGCGACCCCUCCUACAUCUAUGGCAAGUUCUUUAUCGCGGUCAUCUUUGGCAUAUUCAAUGGCUUUACCUUUUGGAAUCUUGGCUACACGAUGCAGGACAUGCAAAACCGCAUGUUCACCUGCUUCUUGAUUGUGACAAUUCCUCCUACCGUCGUCAAUGGCGUUGUGCCCAAGUUCUUCACCAAUAUGGCCCUUUGGCAAGCCCGAGAGUACCCAUCUCGUAUCUACGGAUGGGCCGCUUUCUGCACUGCCAAUAUCGUGUCUGAUAUUCCUGCUGCCGUGGUAUCAGCCGUACUAUACUUUAUGUUGUGGUACUGGCCCACUGGUCUACCUACCGAGAGCUCUGUUUCUGGCUACUGCUUCUUGAUGACUCUUCUCAUGUACCUUUUCAUGACAAGCUGGGGCCAAUGGAUUUGUGCAUUUGCUCCCAGCUUUACCGUCAUUUCUAAUGUCCUGCCAUUCUUCUUCGUCAUGUUCGGCUUGUUCAACGGAGUGGUUCGCCCUUACGCCUCGCUCCCAGUCUUUUGGAGGUAUUGGAUGUAUUAUGCAAACCCCUCUACAUACUGGAUCGGAGGCAUGCUUGCAGCAACUCUCGAUGGUGCUCCGGUGGAGUGUUCGUCUGAGGAGACGGCCAAGUUUGAUGCACCCCCAGGUCAAACAUGUCAAGAGUAUGCAGGAGCAUUCGCGAAAACCGCCGGAGGUUAUUUCCUGAACCCCGAUGCUACAAGUGCUUGCGAGUUCUGUCCUAUUUCUUCUGGUAACGAUUACCUUGCGUCGCUCAACAUCAAAGCGAGCGACAAGUGGAGAGAUUUUGGCAUCUUCCUUGCUUUCUGUGUAUCAAACUGGAUGCUCGUAUACUUCUUUAUCUACACAGUCCGUGUUCGGGGCUGGAGCUUUGGCUUAGGCAAAGUGUUUGGCGGAUUGGGCAAGUUGGUUGAUCUGAUUAAGAAGCCAUUCCAGCGAAAGAAGGAAUAA
Messenger RNA from Fusarium sp. VM40, 4632 nucleotides. The record is from the annotation of a GenBank genome assembly. Lineage: Eukaryota; Fungi; Ascomycota; Sordariomycetes; Hypocreales; Nectriaceae.